CGACCCAUUACCAUAUAUCAUCAGUUACCAACUUCUCUCUCCAUUUCUCUUCAUCUUUUCUUUCUGCGGUGUAAUGGCGGAUUUUGCCAUAUCUAUGAAAAUUAUUGUUUCUCUGUUAUUUUCUCUAUUCAUCAUUUCUCAAACAGCUCAUGGGAAGAGACAGUGUGAUUUGUUUGAUGGGAUUUGGGUGUACGAUGAAUCGUAUCCUCUAUAUGAAUCAUCGGACUGUGAUUUUAUAGAAAAACAGUUCGAUUGUUCCAAGAAUGGCCGUUGUUCCAAGAAUGGCCGUCCUGAUAAGUUUUAUCUCAAGUAUAACUGGCACCCAAAUUGCAGUAUGCCAAGGUUCAAUGGUGAAGAUUUCUUGGAGAGAAUGAGAGGCAAAAGUAUAAUGUUUGUAGGGGAUUCUCUGAGUUUGAACCAAUGGCAAUCGCUCACUUGCAUGCUUCAUAAAUCUGUGCCUCAAUCUCAAUACACUAAUGUCAGGACUGGACUUCUCUCCACCUUCACCUUCUUGGAGUAUAAUGUGAGGGUGAUGAUGAGUCGCAACGUAUUUCUGGUGGACCUGGUUGAGGAAACUAAUGGUCGAGUAUUGAAACUGGAUUCCAUUGAAUCUGGCAAUAAAGAUUGGAAAGGCAUUGAUGUUCUGAUUUUCGAUUCUUGGCAUUGGUGGCUUCAUACCGGAAGGAAGCAGCCGUGGGAUUUCAUUCAAGAGGGGAAUAAAACGUACAAGGAUAUGGAUCGGUUGGUGGCAUAUGAGAAGGCAUUGAAAACAUGGACCAAUUGGGUCGACAGCAACGUUGAUCCUUCAAAAACUAAGGUUUUCUUUCAAGGCGUGUCUCCAGAUCAUAUGAACGGAGAGGAAUGGGGAGAAGCAAGAGCAAAGUCAUGUGCAAAUGAAGAGAGGCCACUGGAAGGACACAACAAGUAUCCAGGAGGAAGCCACCCAGCAGAGUUAGUGGUAGAGAGAGUUCUGAAAGAAAUGUCAAACCCUAAUGUAGUUUAUCUACUCAACAUCACCGCUCUAUCUCAGCUCCGAAAAGACGGCCACCCUUCCGUCUAUGGCCACGGUGGCCACCGUGACAUGGACUGUACCCAUUGGUGCCUCCCCGGUGUUCCUGAUACUUGGAAUCAACUCUUGUAUGCUGCCCUCGUCUACCAAAAUUAUCAUUAUUUAAUAUAAUUCAUUCAUAUUUCUAUCUAUAUAUCAAAAGAAAUUUUUACAUAUAUAUAUUUUUUCUGAUUUUAUUUUUCUCCUUUUUUUUUAAUAUUCUUCAUUGAAUUCGUGUGUUUGUCCGACUUAAUAAUUUAACUCUGAAGGUGAAAUUGCU
This is a messenger RNA of Neltuma alba, 1328 nucleotides long. RefSeq names its product protein trichome birefringence-like 43. Bases 74 to 1180 code for a protein of 368 amino acids. The record is from RefSeq and is a predicted model, not a curated record. Gene Ontology annotation, cellular component: Golgi apparatus. Gene Ontology annotation, molecular function: O-acetyltransferase activity. The transcript is spliced from 5 exons. NCBI's taxonomy places the organism in Eukaryota, Viridiplantae, Streptophyta, Magnoliopsida, Fabales, Fabaceae.